Molecule: messenger RNA, 228 nt
Organism: Funneliformis geosporum
Lineage: Eukaryota; Fungi; Glomeromycota; Glomeromycetes; Glomerales; Glomeraceae
Source: the annotation of a GenBank genome assembly
GUAUCAGACUGGGUUGCUCUUUGGAUCCCACCUAAUACAAACUUCUACAAUCUACCUUAUCUGGGACAAACUAUUAUUGGAAAAUCUUACAAAUCUUCACUUUUCCUUGACAAAAUUUUAUUUCAACACUUCGUCCCGAUCAACUUAACAGCUGAUCCACAGUCUCCAUCCAAAAUACAAAAUACUUUUGUAGCCUGUACUGGUUAUACCUUCUACAAGGAAUCAUAA